UAUUCUGAUAAUGCGGUAAAAUGUUGUGGUCAUUGAGCCGAUGAGUUCUUCCUUCUUUAGUGAUAUAUUUAUGUCUGGCGGACAGGUUCUCAGCGAAUAUUCAGUUCUCUAUAUAUAGUUGUAAAGUUGUUUGUGAGAAUCAAAGCUUCGUUCAGGUAAAUUCCUAGUUUAUACAACGUAUAGGUGCAUUUUUCCCGUGCCCAAACUCCUCAAGAGUGUUACACUAUACUUUGAUCCAGACGAAAGCACAAUAAAGUCCAAUAUCUUGAUAUCUCUCUUUUGUUUGCUUCAACAGAACCUUUCCAAUCAGCCACCUGAGUAGUGAACGAUUUUUCGCUUUUUCAGCGAAUAGUCAGAACUUUCACUAUAUAGUUGUACAGUUUUAUAGUUGUUAGAGUCAAAGCUUUAUUCAAGUAACUUGAAGUCAUUUCUAGCGUGUAUACAUUGUAUAUGCUACACAGGCUACUUUGAUAAAUGGCUAUAAUAGAGCAGAUAUCGUAUGAAUGCACAAAAACUGCAGCAUUUUCAUCAUGGCUGAAAUGUAUUCUUGCGCCUACUACAACAGAGCCUUCAACUACAACUGAAGCGUCUACUACAACAGAGCCUUCAACUACAACUGAAGCGUCUACUACAACACAGCCUUCAACUACCACUGAAGCGUCUACUAUAACACAGCCUUCAACCACAACUAAAAUACUACCAGAGAUGUCACAUUAUCACAUGGAUCCGGAGAUGGGAAAUAUUCACGCCAUCAAAAUCCCGCAUGAAGAAGAUAUAGGAAGCUUUCGUUCUUAUUCCAAAACUAGACAAGCGAAAACGGCUUUUAAUCAUGGGGUAAAGUUUUACAGGAAUAGAGACUUUCCCGCGGCAAUUAAACACUUCGAAGACUAUAGAGACAUUGCUACAAAAACCAGUAACGAAGAACAGAAACAGCUAGCUUGUACAAACCUAGGCUGCUCCUAUUAUGGAUUAGGCAAGUAUGAGAAGGCGAUCGAAUACCACAAAAUAAGCUUGAAAAUUGCCAAACAAAGAGCUGACAAAUUUGGAGAAAGAUGUGCUUACACAAAUCUGGGUGUGGCUCAUGAGCAGUUAGCCAGACUCAAAGAGGCACUUGAGUACCACGAAGAAAGUCUUCGAAUCGUAAAAGAUAUUGGCGACAAAAAAGGAGAAGGAAUGUGCUAUUGUGACAUAUCCAAUGUGCUUUUUAAAAUGGGAAAUCUACAAAAGGCGUUUGAAUAUGCCCAAGAUGCUUUAGACAUCGCUGUAGAGAUAGGUGAUAUACGUGGAGAAGGGAGGGCCCUUGGAAGCCUUGGAAAUGCCAGCAAUAUGCUUGGAAAACCAGAAGAUGCUGAAAAAAAAUUGUUGCGGCAAUUGCACAUCGCAUGGGAGCUAAGCGAUUCAUAUAGUGAAAUAGCGGCUUACAGAGAUUUAGCCGGUUCUCAUUUUACACGGGGUAAACCACGCUUCGAAAGGACCAACCACAAGCUUUUGGAGAUUUCUAAAAACAAACAUAUAAAAGCCGAAGCUACUUCCAACCUAGGAAGUAAUUGUCUAUCAUAUGGGCAGUUCAACAAAGCUAUUGAGCAUCAACAGAGGGCCUUAGCUGCUGCUAAAGAGCUUGGAGACAGACGCUUAGAAGGAACUGUGAAGAGAAACUUUGGCAUGUGUUAUCAACACGUAGGAAAACAUACUGCAGCUAAAUCAUACUUUACCGAAUUUUUACAAAUCGCCAAGGAAAUUGAAGAUAAAAUAGCAGAAGCAGACGCCCACCAGAGGUUAGGAGAUAUUUGUUAUAUUCAAGGGAAAGAAGAUGAAGCGAUCAAACACUACGAAUCAAGUUUAAAAAUUGCGGAAUCGACAGGCUGCAAACAACAAGAAGCAAGAGCGUUUGGAGGCUUGGGAAAAUGCUACGAAAGAAAAGAAAAAUACGAAGACGCUAUGAAGAAUCAUGAAAAAGAUCUAGAAAUUUCUUUAGAGAUCAAAGAUAAAGUCGGAGAAAGCAGAGCUCGUCAGAAUAAAGGUGAUGUAUUCCUUUUCGGGAAGAAAUACGAUAAAGCACAAAAACAGUUUCAAAGAAGUUUACAAAUCGCAAAAGAACUAGAUGACAAGCAAGGAGAAGCCGUUACCUGUUUAACCUUAGGUAUUUGUUGCCAUCACUUGAGCAUGCAGUUUAAAGAAGCGGUCGAUGAAGCAAACGCUCUUGCUGCUAUGAAACAAUCAGAGGAUUAUUUCCUGGAGAGCAUCAAAUGCAAUGAGUGGUUGUUUCACAAUUUAGGAGAAGAAUUUGAAGAUGCAUUCAAAGUCUCUAUUGUGGACACAUAUAUCCAUACUUACCAAUUGCUCAUCGGAAAAUACAUCGCAACAGACGAAACAGGCCCGGAGGAAACGCUUCUUGUAUCUGAGAAGACCCGCGGACGAGCACUGGAAGACUUACUAAAACAAAAGUACGGACUGCAAAGGAAUCCUUCUAAAGAUUUUCUUUUUCCCUCCGACAUCAAGGGUGAAGUUUUGCUACCUCAAUCCUCAUGCCUUCUGUUUUAUUCCAAGUUUUUGAUUCCUCGCAGCAAACCGGGUGAUAUUAUAUCAGGAAUCGGAACAUGGGUUCUGGAUUCGGAGAGGAAAACCCACUUCGAUGGGAAGAAAAUAACAGAAUUGAGUCUUGCGGAUGAUAAAGACAGCACAUUAGACACUCUCGUUGACAAAGCGUACAAGACCAUGUCUGUUAGAGGAGCGACAGAAUGCGAAGAUAGAUCGAUGGGCAGAAACGCAUACGAUUUCAAAGAAGAAGAAAUAGAAGAAGAUUACCUUGAGGUUCUUUAUGAUGCUCUGAUAACUCCCGUCGAGGAUAAGCUGACAGGAGAUGAAAUCAUCAUCAUUCCAGAUGGACCGCUGUUCAAAGUUCCAUUUUCAGCCUUACGUAAUCCACGAACGAACAAUUACUUGUCAGAAAACAAGCCCAUUCGACUUGCUCCGUCCCUCACGACAUUGAAAAUUCUGAGAGAACCCAAUUCAAUUAAAUCUCGAGGACAAGUGAAAGGUGCUCUCAUCAUUGGAGAUCCCGACGUCACUGGCGAAAGAAUGUAUAAAGGCGAAAAAAGAAAUUUCGCCUCAUUGCCAAAUGCCAGGAAAGAAGCGAAAAGUAUUGCUAAAGUUCUUGGAGUGACUCCAUUGACAGGCCCUCAAGCAACCAAACAGACUAUCAAGACGCGACUUCGGACUAGAGAUGUCGCAGUGGUUCACUUUGCUGCACAUGGCGAUGCAGAAAGAGGGGAGAUAGUUCUCAGCCCAGACAUUGAUCAGCUCGAAGCUGGAAGAGUCCCAGACGAAAACGACUACUUACUGACUAUCAACGAAGUGCAGGAGAUUGGUCUACGCGCUAAACUAGUCGUAUUGAGUUGCUGUCACAGUGGGCGUGGUGAAAUCAAGUCAGAGGGUGUAGUUGGAAUGAGUCGAGCUUUCUUUGCAGCGGGUGCGCUUGCUGUAGUCGCAUCCCUAUGGGCCGUGGAUGACCUUGGCACUAGAGUCUUCAUGGAAAAGUUCUAUGGUCACUUGAAGCGCGGAGAGAAAGCAAGCGUAAGCCUUCAGCAAGCAAUGAAGGAAAUGCGUGACAUAGAGCGUUACAGUAGGCCUAUGUACUGGGCUCCAUUCUUCUUAAUCGGUGAGGACGUUACAAUUGAUGUAUGAACCAACACUAGAGUGCACGAAAAUUCAUUACUAUUUAGUCAAUACUGUAGUUGAAUCGAUGGCAAAUAGUCGCCUAAGAACACAGUUUUAAGUUUCCAAGAAUAAGUAAUUAAAAAAUUACUUUUUAGUAAACAAAGUCAACAGCCAGCACGUAAAUUACAUCGGGAGUACAUUCACAUACUGUUAUGUAUUAUGAAUUAAUUAUUAUUAAGUCAAAUUGUGAAAUAGUUAGAUAAUUUAAUUUGAAUUAAUCAACUACUUAGUAACUUCAUUUGAAAUUACAAAAGCGUGCCAAAACUAAGUAACUGUCAUGCAAUUCAGGGUGGGCAAGAACCAAUCGUCUUACAAUAGUUAUAGAUACUGACAUGUUUGUGUCUGCACUUGAACAAACUUUUACCCAAAUAUAAAAUGUAAAUAGUUUCCAAAACCCCCGUGAAUUUUAGACUGCAAUUUUCCAACUUAUUUGAAAACUGAGCAACUUAUUUCUAAAAGUGAAAAAACAUAUUUCUAAACUGAACAACUUAUUGAAAAAGCUGUAAGACAGCGAUCUAAUUGACAUAAUGUCAACUAUUUCACAAUUUGACUUAAUAUAACUCAAAAUAAUAUAUAAGUACCAGUGGCAGUUCACGAGUAACACUACUUACUAUCAGACUGACAGGGGGUUUCUAUAGUCCAGCUUAGGACGAUUUGGUUUGUUCGCAAGCAGUUUCCCACUAAGUUUCCUGAGUGUUUUGACGAUAUCUUUAAAUAGAUGUUUUCUUUUAAGGCAUCUCGUGAAUGCUUGGUAAAACACCCACUUGAUCUCCCCUUCCUUUAUUAGGGAUCCUCUCUCUUUGCUGUUCAGUUUUCGAAACUUUCGUUUUGUAAAGGAACAUAUUAGCCGUGAUAAUUUGAGAACUACGAUGUCUGAAAGGGUAAAAAUAUGUCAAUAACAGUAAAUAGACCUAAUCGGCUGACGCGUUGCUAUGUACGUUACCACCCAAUUCAAAUCCUGUGGGAAAAUGAACUUUUGCUGUUGAAUUCAACUGUGAAAUGAAAAUACAACGAACAAUGAAACGUA
Molecule: messenger RNA, 4744 nt
Organism: Exaiptasia diaphana
Lineage: Eukaryota; Metazoa; Cnidaria; Anthozoa; Actiniaria; Aiptasiidae
Product: tetratricopeptide repeat protein 28
Exons: 4
Coding region: 475-3684 (1069 amino acids)
Molecular function (GO): protein binding
Source: RefSeq, a predicted model, not a curated record